Molecule: messenger RNA, 3855 nt
Organism: Pogona vitticeps (central bearded dragon)
Lineage: Eukaryota; Metazoa; Chordata; Lepidosauria; Squamata; Agamidae
Gene: FYN
Product: FYN proto-oncogene, Src family tyrosine kinase
Biological process (GO): protein phosphorylation
Molecular function (GO): protein tyrosine kinase activity; ATP binding; protein binding
Source: RefSeq, a predicted model, not a curated record
CACACACACACACACAUCCCGCUUGGGGAACUGACGCAGGGGUGAGGAGGCAAGGCAAGGCAAGGCAGGGCAGUGGAGUCCGAGCUCCAUCCGCGCAAGCUGGCCAGGAGGAGCGCCAAAGCAGCGAUGCUGCGGUUGCGCCAUCUGUCAGGAGCCGGGGUGGCGACAGCGGCGGCGGCGGCGGCGGCGGCGGGAGGAGAGAGAGACUGAGGCGGCAUUUUGAGACUUGGUUUUGCGGGGUUAAGGCAGGGGAGAGAAGAAGACCCGGGAGGAAGCCCCGAGCUCCGAAGCGGGGGGGAGGGCCCCCAUCUUCUUCUCCCCGGACGACCGCUGCAGGCAGCCCACGCGCCCAGACAAAGCUGCUGUUGUCGCCGCCACCGCCCCCUCUUCCUCCUCCUCCUCUUCCUCGUCCUCGGGCUCUCGGCGCCCCCUCAGCUGCUGAGGCAGGGACUUUGACAUCCACCCGUUCCCUCCUUCCGUUGUUAUUUCGGUCCUUGCGCUAAUAAGAAUAAUAAGAAGAAUAGGGCUGGGCUCGGGACGGGACUGAGCGGGUGAGCCCUCGGCGAGCGAAACGACCGGGAAAUCUUCCUCCCCUUCUCCCCGCUGCCGCUGCCGCCCCCCCCCCUCAGGACCCUGCACAGAGAGAGAGAGAGAGAGAGAGAGCACGAGGGGAAGGGGGCGUUGGUGCGAAGGUAGCUCUGCGGACCCCAAGCGCGACCGCGGCGCCUCAGGAUUAGGCUUCUAGAAGUUCUCGAGAAAAUGUGGUGAACAACAGAUUGCUGUAUUUACAGGAGGGAAAUUCUGGAUUUUAGAUAAUGGGCUGUGUGCAAUGCAAGGAUAAAGAAGCAACAAAACUGACAGACGAGAGGGAUGGCAGCUUAAACCAGAGUUCAGGUUAUCGCUAUGGGACAGAUCCCACCCCCCAGCAUUACCCAAACUUUGGUGUGACAUCAAUUCCAAACUACAACAACUUCCCCACAGCUGGAGGACAGGGUCUGACUGUCUUUGGAGGUGUCAAUUCCUCUUCUCAUACUGGCACAUUGCGUACAAGAGGAGGAACAGGUGUAACUCUUUUUGUCGCUCUGUAUGAUUAUGAAGCAAGAACGGAAGAUGACUUAAGUUUUCAUAAAGGAGAAAAAUUUCAGAUACUAAACAGCUCGGAGGGAGACUGGUGGGAAGCCCGUUCCUUGACUACAGGAGAAACCGGUUAUAUUCCAAGCAAUUAUGUGGCUCCAGUCGACUCCAUCCAAGCAGAGGAGUGGUACUUUGGCAAGCUGGGACGAAAGGAUGCAGAGAGGCAGCUGUUGUCAUUUGGAAAUCCACGGGGAACCUUCUUAAUUCGUGAGAGUGAAACCACCAAAGGUGCCUAUUCAUUGUCUAUUCGUGACUGGGAUGAUGUGAAAGGGGACCAUGUCAAACAUUACAAAAUUCGCAAACUUGAUAAUGGAGGUUAUUAUAUUACAACCAGAGCACAGUUUGAAACUCUUCAACAGCUUGUUCAACAUUAUUCAGAGAGAGCUGCAGGUCUUUGCUGCCGCUUAGUAGUCCCUUGUCAUAAAGGAAUGCCAAGGCUUACUGAUCUGUCUGUCAAAACCAAAGAUGUCUGGGAAAUUCCACGAGAAUCACUACAGUUGAUCAAGAGACUGGGAAAUGGGCAGUUUGGGGAAGUAUGGAUGGGUACUUGGAAUGGGAAUACUAAAGUGGCAAUAAAGACACUGAAACCUGGCACAAUGUCCCCAGAAUCUUUCCUGGAGGAGGCUCAGAUCAUGAAAAAGCUAAAGCAUGAUAAAUUAGUCCAGCUUUAUGCUGUGGUAUCUGAAGAACCUAUCUACAUUGUUACAGAGUAUAUGAGUAAAGGAAGCUUGCUAGAUUUCUUAAAGGAUGGAGAAGGAAGAGCCCUAAAAUUGCCAAACUUAGUGGACAUGGCAGCACAGGUUGCUGCAGGAAUGGCUUACAUCGAGAGGAUGAAUUACAUACACAGAGACUUGCGUUCUGCAAACAUCUUGGUGGGAAAUGGUCUAAUAUGCAAGAUUGCUGAUUUUGGAUUAGCAAGAUUAAUCGAAGAUAAUGAAUACACAGCCAGACAAGGUGCGAAGUUUCCUAUAAAAUGGACUGCUCCAGAAGCUGCAUUGUAUGGAAGGUUUACAAUAAAAUCAGAUGUCUGGUCUUUUGGCAUAUUGCUAACGGAGCUAGUAACAAAAGGGAGAGUGCCAUACCCAGGUAUGAAUAAUCGUGAAGUGUUGGAACAGGUAGAACGGGGCUAUAGAAUGCCAUGCCCUCAGGAUUGCCCCAUCUCUCUGCAUGAGCUUAUGAUCCACUGCUGGAAAAAAGACCCCGAAGAGCGUCCGACAUUUGAGUACUUGCAGGGUUUCCUUGAAGACUACUUUACUGCAACUGAACCCCAGUACCAGCCAGGUGACAACCUGUAAUUUUUCCUGGUUUGUUGAGACUACAGUGAUCAAGUGUUUCAUUUUCAGCUGACAUCGGCCUACAGGCUCCCCCACCCCACCCCACCCCGAGGGUGCAUCACAGAGCACCAAAAUGUACCGGAGCCUGAAGAUGUGAACUUCCAGAGCUACAUGUUCUAAAGAUCUGAAUGUCUUCUGUGAACUGAAAAAGAAAGGACCACUUGCUUUUGUUCUUAAUCGAAGACUCUGAAGCCGCAUUGUUUUUGAUGUUAUGUAAACUGCAACAUUUUUGUUCAGUGUAAAUAGUAAUUCAGUGCCAAUAACUUAUCCUAGUGCUUUCCUUUUUUUAAAAAAAGGCAAAAUUAUGUGAUUUUAACCAGUCUCCUGAUUCAACUAAAGUAUUAUUUUCCAAAAGUGGCCUCUUUUUGUCUACAUUUUUUUCAUGUUCUAACAAAAUAAAAUCAGGACCAGUGUUGGGGGGAAGAGUUGUUUUGUUUUUUGCUUUUAUAUAUAAAAAUAUAUGUAAAAUAUAUACAUACCUGUAUAUAUAGUCUGCGGGUGCUAUUGAAGAGGAAACUCCUUUCAGAAACAGAUUAGCCAUAAUGCUGAAGCACCCAGAUUAAAAAAAAAGAGGGGGAAAGACUUCAUUUAACUGGAGACAUACAAUACUGAUAAAGACUCUGAAAGCCGAUGACUGAAUUUUUGGCUUUUGCCCAGCAUGACUUUUUAAAAUGGGAUUGCACUUUUUGGUUUAAAUAUGUACCUGUAGGUCGUUGUAACUUUUGAUCUUUCAGAAAUCAUGUGCAGCAUUUUCCAGCAAUAUUUGCCAACCGCAUGGUUUGAUUUUGUGACCAAAAUUAAAACCAAUCCUAUUAGAGCAAAGAAAAAAUCCACCAUUCCCUGUUUGGACUGGAAGGCUGAAACUGCAAGAACUUUCCUGUAUCAACAUAUGUAUACUGAACAUUUUCUGAUUUUUUUAAAUUAAUAAACAGUGCAACUACAUGCAAUAGUCUCAACCUCAUAGCAUUUUAGUCAUGUCCACAUACUUAAAUCAUUCAUCAGACUAGAAUUUUUUGUGUGUGUACCAUUCCUCAUCGUAAGCUAGGUGUUUAAAAUGUCCCGUACUGCUAAUGAAAUUACUUUCAUUCUGUCUGCAAGUGUUUCAGCGAAAUUACUAUGCACUUCUUUCACAGGAAAUGGAAGCAGAGAGGAGUGAGAUGCACACAAAUUAUGACUUGGGGUUAUCUGUACCAGCCUUGAAUUUCUUCCUUCUAACCAAAAAGAAACAAACAAAUAAAAAGCCCCCAUCCUUUUCUUUCUCUUAAGUUUUUAAAAAUAAUGUUACAGUCUUAAUUACAUUUUGUUAUUGUUUUAUUUGCAAGUUUACAUUUUUAAAAUGUUUAACUGUUCUAAUUUAGUAAUUAAAAGAGAGCAUUUUACAUUUGUA